Messenger RNA from Mizuhopecten yessoensis (Yesso scallop), 1513 nucleotides. RefSeq lists its product as uncharacterized. Gene Ontology annotation, molecular function: oxidoreductase activity. The record is from RefSeq and is a predicted model, not a curated record. The transcript is spliced from 2 exons. Lineage: Eukaryota; Metazoa; Mollusca; Bivalvia; Pectinida; Pectinidae. Bases 237 to 1184 code for a protein of 315 amino acids.
UGGUCUUUUUAUUUAGUUUCAAGUUACUUUAUUUUGUUGUAUAUCAAAUAUUUUUACUCACCUGCCUCGAAGUGUCUGUAAUGCUAUGCAGUGGUAUCAUACGUCAGUAGUCUUUCUACCACCUGUGCCAAGCAGUCUUAAUAUUUGACCAGCAGAUACCUUGAACGGUUGCGGAACACUUGACUUAAUUACUUUUAAGAAACUUGACAGUAUUGUUGAAGAUUUACCAAUCAGUCAUGGACAGAGGUGAUUCCAGAGACUUGGAUGCACUAUUGAAAGGAGCCCAUACUCCCUCUUGUGGACAAUUUAGUGUGCCUGCAUGUGACCAUCCAACACGUUGUGCUGACAUAGAAAAAUUAAAGAGAGGACAGUUAUUUUUCCUGAAUAACAUAUCCAGCUGUGUAUUUGCAAUGUUAUGUUCCCUGGCAUGUGGAUUGAGUAUUUCCAAUCUGCUGGAUCCAUUGGUAUUUACAAAAGUAUCAGAUACACCCAAGAAAUCUCUUGAUCGCUAUAUACACACCUUAAUACAUGUCAUAAGAUGGCACCUGAGUGACUUUUUGGAAAAAGAUUCUCCCGGGAGAAAAUCUCUUGAUCAGGUUAGAAAUAUGCAUAAUGCUGUGGCGGAGGCCAUGACAAAACAACAACCUGAUGAGAAGGUGGUCUUCUCUCAGUAUGACAUGUCAUUGGUACAAAGUGGUUUUGUAGGAGCUAUUGUGUUACACCCACAAAGUUUUGCUAUUCAUCACGCUGUCAAAGAUUUAGAUGAUUAUGUUUAUCUCUGGAGAUUCAUUGGAAGUCAACUUGGGAUAACUGACCAGAACAACAUCUGCUUCCAUGGCUACCAUCCAACAUUUACUAUUUGCAAGCAAAUUGAGGAUAGAGUUUUAAUACCGGCUUUAAGAAAUCCUCCAAAGGAUUUUGAUUUGAUGGCCAAGGCUUUCACAGAUGGUUUAAAUAGACUACACUUAGUGAGUGUUUAUACCCCAGAAGCAGUGAUAAACUUUGUGUUUGACAUCAUUGGUCAGGACAGAAAAAGACAGUCCAUCCCAAAUGAGCUCAGGAUUAUGACUUACAAGCUCAUGAUGAAAUUAAAAUUGUAUGUUCCAGGAUUUCAAUUUGUGAUGAAUAAACUAGUUAUGCUCUUUUACAGUUGUGUCGACAAAAAAGGGAGUACGUGCUCGUGAUACUAUUGUUUACUCUUCUAAAAGUUGCAUAUUUAUUUCAUUAGGGUGUAACAUGAAAUGACCAAAUCAAUAUAGUGCUGACAGUGUUGUUGUGAUAGAGGUUCAAAUUUGGAUAGAUAUUUUGUUUUCUUACUUUAAAACUGUCGUGUAAUACAUUUCUACAGAUAAUAAACAGGUUAAAAUGAAAGCCAUUCCUCUAUUCUACACUACAAAUAUGGUCCGACAAUCACACAUCCGGGACACUACACAUCACUUAUUUUAGAAAAAUAACGUUUGAAAAAGAAAAGGAAAAAGAAAAAAGAAACUGGUUUGUUAUGGACGGCCGUUUU